GAAGCAAGGAAAGGGGGAAGAGGUCGGAAUGGGGAGGAGGAGAGGAGCAAAGGAAGGAAAGGGGGAAGAGGUCGGAAUGGGAGUCGGGAUAUGGUCGGGAUAGGGCGGGGGAGAGGUUGGGAUGGGAGUCGGGAGAAGGGAGGAAUGGAAGUCGGGAUACGGGAAAAGAUGGAGAGGUCGGGAUGGGGAGGGGAAGUGGUCGGGAUCGAAGUCGGGAAGGGGAAGGGCGUCGGAAUACGGGCGGGAUGGGGAGGGGCAGAGGUCGGGAUGGGAGUUGGGAGGAGGGAGGGUGGGAAGUCGGGAUACGGGAAAGGAGGGAGAGGUCGGGAUCGGGAGGGGAAGUGGUCGGGAUCGGACGAAGCAAGGAAAGGGGGAAGAGGCCGGAAUGGGGAGGAGGAGAGGAGCAAAGGAAGGAAAGGGGGAAGAGGUUGGAAUGGGGAGAGGGAGAGGUCAGGAUGGGAGUCGGGAGGAGAAAGAUCGCGAUGGGCGGAUAGAGGAGGUCGGAGACGAAGGAUGGGAAGGGGGAGAGAUCGGGAUGGGAGUCGGGAUAUGGUCGGGAUAGGGCGGGCGAGAGGUUGGGAUGGGAGUCGGGAGUCGGGAGGAAUGGAAGUCGGGAUACGGGAAAGGAUGGAGAGGUCGGGAUGGGGAGGGGAAGUGGUCGGGAUCGGAGUCGGGAAGGGGAAGGGCGUCGGAAUACGGUCGGGAAGGGGAAGGGGAAAGGUCGGGAUGGGAGUCGGGAGUCGGGAGGGAUGGAAGUCAGGAUACGGGAAAGGAGGGAGAGGUCGGGAUCGGGAGGGGAAGUGGUCGGGAUUGGAGUCGGGAAGGGGAAGAGGAGGUCGGAGGCGAUGGGUGGGAAGGGGGGGAGAUCGGGAUGGGAGUCAGGAUAUAGUCGGCAUGGGGAGGGAGAGAGGUCGGGAUGGGAGUCGGGACACGGGAAAGGAUGGAGAAGUCAGGAUGCGGAGGGGAAGUGGUCGGGAUGGGAGUGAAGAAGGGGGAGGAGGAUCAUCCCCGGGAUAGAGGAGGGGGGAUACUGGUUGGGAUAGGGGAGAGGGAGAGGCGGGAAGGGCGGAGAGGUCGCGAUGGGAAGGGGGAGAGGUCGGGAUGGGAAUCG
Molecule: messenger RNA, 1111 nt
Organism: Chara braunii
Lineage: Eukaryota; Viridiplantae; Streptophyta; Charophyceae; Charales; Characeae
Source: the annotation of a GenBank genome assembly